AUGGGUUUCCAUCAUCAACACUGCUCGUGCGCCCCAGUACCGCUCAAGAGCUGCAGGACGCCUCACGGCCAGCAAGUCUUCACUCAAGAGCUCUUCUGGGGCCCCACCGCCUCGUUCAAAGAUCUUUCGCUGCAGCUGAUGCCCCAGUUGCUGCAGUACUUUGCAGGAAAGAACAAGUACGCCAUGGUGGUGGCCACGUCCGGGGACACGGGCAGUGCGGCGCUGCACGGCUUCGGCUCGCACACCUCGUUUCCCGUCGUCGUCUUCUACCCGGGCAACGGCGGCGUGAGCAGCUGCCAGGAGCAGCAAAUGAUCGGACUUGCCGCCCAGCACCCUCACUGCCGGGCGAUUGCCGUCAAUGGUGACUUUGACUUCUGCCAGUCGGCCGUCAAGCAGAUGUUUUCGGACGUGGCGUGGCGCGACGACCUGCUUGAGUCGUUCGGUGUGCAGCUGAAUGCGGCAAACUCCAUCAACUGGAUGCGACUAUUGCCACAGAUUAUUCACCAUGCUGCCGGGUACUUGCAACUGGUCAACGAUGGGCGCAUUGAGUUUGGCGAGCCGCUCGAUCUCUGCAUUCCCAGCGGCAACUUUGGCAACGCAAUGGCCGCACUGUAUGUCAAGCGGAUGGGCAUACCGUUUCACCGCAUCCUAAUUGCCUCAAACGUGAACAACGUUCUGGAGGAGUUCAUAUCCACUGGCAUGUACGACCUGACACACCGUUCUCUGGUCCAAACCAUGUCACCAGCCAUAGAUAUCCUAGUCUCGUCCAACGUUGAACGACUGCUUCACCUCAUCGCUCGCGAGUCGCGAAACCCAUGGCACAUUGAGUGGGCAAGGUGCGCUUUCUUCGAGUUGAACCGCACUCGCCAAUUUUCAGCACCAGCCGACUUGCUCGCGGCGAUUUCCUCGGAGCUUGCGCCUGUCUCCAUCUCGGACGAACAGUGCUGUCAGCAAAUCUGUGACCUGGCCUCGUCUGAACAGUACAUUCUGGACCCGCAUACGGCAGUGGCAGUGGCAGGGUGUCGGGAUGGGAAGAUCCCUUCCAGCGCUUCCCGGGUUGUCUUGGUAGCGGGCACAGCGCACUUUGCAAAGUUCCCGGAAGACGUCAGCACCGCCUCUGCCAUUGCUGAGCCUCUCCUCUCCGACCUGUCUGGGGUCGUGCCGCACACUAGUCUGCAGGGCUCGCUGGCUGCAUCACGUCAAGCUGAGGUCGUCGAGUGUAGCGCAUCCGUCGACGACAUGAAGCGUAUCGUUAAAUCGGCGCUGCUUCAGCAAGCGGCUUGAGCGAAACAGCUGGCGUGUGCCCUCCUGUGCAUGUCAUGGUAUUGGUCUUGAGUGUACAGGCGGCCCACUGUGACCUUCCAUAGCAAUUAGGCGAUGCACAUGGAACACGCGUACCGGAUGAUUUAAAACUACCGGGGGAAGAGAGAACUGUUUGCAUGUGCAAAUGAUGUCGUGAGAGUACGGUACUGAUGCCAUGAAAGUAUGGCAAUGUAAUUAAAGUACGGUAUGACAAUGAUUGUAUUCAGAGUACAGUAUGACAAUGAUGUCAUGAGAAUAUGGCAAUGAUGUAAUUAGAGAACGGUAAUGAUGUCAUGAGAGUUCCGGAAUGAUUUAUUGGGAGUACGGCAAAGAUGUAAUUUAAAAUUAGAGUAUAGUAUUGAUGUCAUGAGAGCUCGGUAAUGACGUCAUGAUAGUACGUUUAUGAUGUCAUGAGAGUACCUUGCUUGGGAUGACAGUGAUACUGGUUUCAAGCCUAUGGGUUAUAUGAACUUAUAUCCCAGUCGCUUUACGUUCUAAUCUCGUGCCGACGUGGGCUAUGUUAUCGAGACAGAAUUCUUGCGUAGAGCACAUUCCUGUCCAUCUGUUAGUCUUACAUAUUUAUCCUAGCAACAUAUUUUUUUCUUUAAUUGCUACACCUUCGAGCUCUCGUGUUCUCUGCUCUAACCAUUCCAUGAUGGAUCGCUAAUGAUUAGGGAAACGUCAGUGUUUCCUCGCCUCGAUUGUAAGACUGCUCUUUAUUGACAAUAUCGUUUCGUGGACGGGUAUGUAUUGUAUGAUAAAUUAUGAUUGUCAGUUGGCAUGUGACAGAGUUGCCUGGCAGGCAGAUCGUGCAUCUACUACUUACACAGCUGCGUAAUGCCGAUUCUUCCUUUUUUUUGGAUUUUUCUGAUUUUCGGUCUUCUUAUUUUUUAUUGACAUCGCAGAUGAUGGUGAUAAUUGAUUUUGCAAAGGUGUCCAAAUAUUUUAUUUCCUUUGAAGUAUUUCUUGGUACCGUCAACAAUAUACAUGUAGUUAUAGCUAGCAGUGUCAUCUCUUAAUGGCUUUUUCGCUAUAUGACU
This is a messenger RNA of Sycon ciliatum, 2342 nucleotides long. RefSeq names its product threonine synthase-like 1. The transcript has 5 exons. Gene Ontology annotation, cellular component: cytoplasm. The coding region runs from base 1 to 1284 and encodes 427 amino acids. The record is from RefSeq and is a predicted model, not a curated record. NCBI's taxonomy places the organism in Eukaryota, Metazoa, Porifera, Calcarea, Leucosolenida, Sycettidae.